Messenger RNA from Carassius auratus (goldfish), 5992 nucleotides. RefSeq names its product adhesion G protein-coupled receptor L2-like. The record is from RefSeq and is a predicted model, not a curated record. Lineage: Eukaryota; Metazoa; Chordata; Actinopteri; Cypriniformes; Cyprinidae. The transcript has 21 exons. Gene Ontology annotation, cellular component: plasma membrane. Gene Ontology annotation, biological process: cell surface receptor signaling pathway; adenylate cyclase-activating G protein-coupled receptor signaling pathway. The coding region runs from base 771 to 5132 and encodes 1453 amino acids. Gene Ontology annotation, molecular function: G protein-coupled receptor activity; carbohydrate binding.
GUCUCCGUGUGUAACAGCUCUCAUCUCACUGUGUUUAGAGGAGUCAGGUCUGAUAUCACUGUCUCAAGGCACACUUCUGGCGGUGUUUGGACAGGUGUAGAGAGCUUUCUGGCCCCUGUGACUGUGAGGGUCUGUCCAGGUGCGGCUCCGCUCCGUGUGACGCCCGGCGCGUGUUUUCCAGCGCGCCGCCGCAGUGACACACACACACACACACACACACACACACCUCAGAGGCUCUCUGAUACUCUCUCCGCACGCAGCACCAAACCAGUGGAAUUUCCUCAAGUUUUUCUGAAAUCGACUGAGUGUGCUGCAGUCCCGUCCGGGUACCGGGAACGGGUCGGUGAACGGCUCGGGGAAUCGCGACGCCGGGGACGCGCGUGGCUCUGAUUUAGACGCGCGUUCUUCGCGCUCUGCCCGAAACUGAGAGUUGCAUGCUGCGGGACAACCCCGGCUGUCGAGAACGACGACAUGCUGCUGUUAAACGUGCCCUGGGCGCUCGCUGUCCUCAUCUUCCGGUGCUCGUAGGCCGGAGCCGGUUCUGGAUCUGAGAUCUACCUGAGCGCGCGAUGAGAGGCUGACUGAGAAACCCUCGCUUUUAUUGCGUGGAUAGAUCGAUCUGCUGGGACUGUUCCUCAGUCUAUGGAGCAUGACUGGUGAAAGGUGGAGAGCAGCAGAUUGCUGAUGUCUGUGUGGCCUGCAUUCGGUCUCGAUCCUCUUUACAAUCUGAACUAUUGUCCAGCAUCUGGAGACGCUCUCGAAUAACCAGAAUGGCUCCUUCACUGUGGAAACGUCCCCUGGUGCAUGGGCUUGUGCUAGCUGUGAUUUUUUUCCAAACUUCAGAAGCGUUCAGUCGUGCAGCACUGCCGUUCGGUCUGGUGCGGAGAGAGCUGUCCUGUGAGGGUUACCCCAUCGAUCUGCGCUGCCCGGGGAGUGAUGUCAUCAUGAUCGAAACCGCCAACUACGGCCGCACAGACAACAAGAUAUGCGACGCCGACCCCUUCCAGAUGGAGAACAUUAAUUGCUACCUCCCGGAUGCAUAUAAAAUCGUAUCUCAAAGGUGUAACAAUCGGACGCAGUGUGUUGUCAUCACUGGCUCGGAUGUCUUUCCAGAUCCAUGUCCUGGGACGUACAAGUAUCUUGAGGUCCAGUAUGAAUGUGUGCCAUACAUUUUUAUUUGCCCUGGGACUCUGAAAGCAGUAGGAGAUCCUGCCUUUGUCUUUGAGGCUGAACAGCAAUCCGGAGCUUGGUGCAAAGACCCCCUGCAGGCAGGGGACAAGAUCUACUUCAUGCCGUGGACACCGUACCGCACUGACACGCUCAUAGAGUACGCCUCGCUCGAUGACUUGCGAAGCGGCCGACAAACUACUACCUACAAGCUUCCACAUCGCGUUGACGGAACUGGAUUUGUGGCCUAUGACGGGGCCAUCUUCUUUAACAAGGAACGCACAAGAAAUAUCGUAAAGUUUGAUCUGCGGACUCGGAUAAAGAGCGGGGAGGCCAUAGUCGCCAAUGCCAACUACCACGACACCUCGCCCUAUCGCUGGGGUGGGAAAACAGACAUUGACUUGGCGGUGGACGAGCGGGGACUCUGGGUUAUCUACGCUACAGAACAGAAUAACGGACGUAUUGUUCUCAGCCUGCUCAAUCCUUAUACUCUGCGCUUUGAGGCCACAUGGGAGACCGUCUACGACAAACGCUCUGCCUCCAAUGCCUUCAUGGUGUGCGGUAUUCUUCACGUAGUCCGCUCCACCUAUGAGGAGAAUGAAAGCGAGGCCAGUAAGAGCCAAAUUGACUAUGUGUAUAACACCAAACUAGGGCAAGGGGAAUCCGUCAAUAUACUCUUCCCUAACCAGUAUCAGUACAUCGCAGCUGUGGAUUACAACCCAAGGGAUAACCAACUAUACGUGUGGAAUAAUUUUUACAUUCUGCGAUACAAUCUGGAGUUUGGACCACCCGAUCCGGAUGAAGUACCAACGGUCUCUGAUGACGUUACAUCCACAGUGCAGCCCAGAAGAUCCACUCCUGCCUUCAGGACCAGCACCUCCAGCAUCACCCCGAGACCCUCGCUCAGCAUCAGCAUCACUCCUGACCCGCCCCCCUCCGGCAGGCGCUUCUGUGACGGGACGGAGAGCAGAGGGAUCUCCUGGCCACAGACACGCCGAGGAGUCACAGUGGAGCGGCCGUGUCCUAAAGGAACGCGAGGAAUCGCUCUGUUCCUCUGCACGUCUGCCGACGGGAUCUGGAGUCCCAGAGGUCCUGACCUCAGUAACUGCACGUCUCACUGGGUGGCACAGGUGGCACAGAAGAUCCGGAGCGGUGAGAACGCUGCGAACCUGGCGAACGAGCUGGCGCGUCACUCCUCGGGUCGCGUGUACGCGGGCGACGUCAGCUCCUCUGUGCGGCUCAUGGAGCAGCUGGUGGAUAUACUGGACGCUCAGCUGCAGGAGCUCAAGCCCAGCGAUAAAGACACGGCCGGACGCAGCUUCAACAAGGCCAUUGUGGACACGGUUGACAACCUCCUGAGGCCAGAAGCCCUUAAAUCCUGGGAGGACAUGAAUUCGACGGAGCAAACGCAUGCUGCCACGAUGUUACUGGAUACCCUGGAGGAAGGAGCCUUUGUCCUCGCAGACAACCUAAUCGAGCCCGCAGUCGUCAGAGUGCCUGCCGAAAACAUCAUGUUGGACGUGUACGUGUUGAGCACCGACGGCCAAAUUCAGGACUUCAGGUUUCCACAGACCAGCAAAAGAGGAGCCACGGUCCAGCUCUCAGCAAACAUGGUCAAGCUAAACAGUAAAAACGGUGUUGCCAAGUUGGUUUUUGUCCUUUAUAAGCACUUGGGGCAGUUUCUGAGUACGGAGAACGCCACGGUGAGGCUGAUGGGAGAGGACGGAGUCAGAAACCACAGCCUGACUGUCAACUCACACAUCCUCUCCGCCUCCAUCAACAAAGAAUCCAGCCGCGUGUUCGUGUCCGAACCACUCAUCUUCACUCUGGCACAUCUGGACACUGAGAACUACUUCAAUCCAAACUGCUCAUUUUGGAACUAUUCUGAGCGGAGCAUGAUGGGAUACUGGUCGACACAAGGCUGCAAACUCCUCGCCACAAACAAGACUCACACCACUUGCUCCUGCAGUCACCUGACGAACUUUGCAAUCCUGAUGGUCCAUCGAAAUGCACACGCGGGUGUGGGAAGCGUUCACGAGCUCCUGCUGACAGUUAUCACACGAAUGGGCAUCGGUGUUUCGCUUGUCUGCUUUGCCGUUAGCAUCUUCACUUUCUGCUUCUUCCGUGGUCUCCAGAGUGAUCGAAACACCAUCCACAAGAACCUCUGCAUCAACCUCUUCAUCGCAGAGCUUCUGUUUCUUGUGGGCAUCAACAUGACCGAAACUCCGAUUGUGUGCUCUGUGAUUGCUGGAGUUCUGCAUUUCUUCCUCCUUUCUGCCUUUGCCUGGAUGUGUUUGGAGGCCGUUCAAUUGUUCCUCAUGCUUGUGGAGGUCUUUGAGAGUGAAUUCUCCAGACGAAAAUACUAUUACGCGUCUGGCUACCUGUUCCCUUGUGUGGUGGUUGGCAUUUCGGCAGCCAUUGACUAUAAGAGCUAUGGGACGAGGAAAGCCUGUUGGUUGAGGGUUGAUAAUCAUUUCAUUUGGAGUUUCAUUGGCCCUGUAACGUUCAUCAUUUUGCUCAAUCUCAUCUUUCUGCUGGUGACCGUGUACAAGAUGGUAAAGCACUCAAUGUCUAUGAAACCUGAUUCCAGUCGACUGGAAAGCAUACGGUCCUGGGUGUUUGGUGCGUUUGCACUGCUGUGUCUGGUUUGUCUGACGUGGUUGUUCGGCCUGUUUUUCUUGAACGACUCUUCAGUCAUCAUGGCGUACCUCUUCACCAUCUUCAACACUUUACAAGGGAUGUUCAUCUUCAUCUUCCACUGUCUUCUGCAGAAGAAGGUGCGUAAAGAGUACAGUAAGUGUUUCCGGCAGUCUCAGUGCUGUACUGGUCUUCCUGCUGAAGGAUCUCACGGGGUUAAUAAAACCUCGGCCUCCAGGUCCACUGCUCGAUAUUCAUCUGCUACACAGAGCCGCAUCAGGAGCAUGUGGAACGACACUGUGAGGAAACAAUCAGAGUCGUCCUUCAUCUCCGGAGAUGUCAACAGCACUUCCACUCUGAACCAAGGAAUGACCGGCAACUAUCUGCUAACUAACCCUCUCCUCAGACCUCACGACACUAACAACCGCUAUAACAACCUUCUCGCCGAAACCAUCGUCUGCAACACCCCUUCUCCAGGCCAGCACUCGUUAACUAACAGCCGGGAUGUCAGCACCAUGGACACGCUCCCUCUCAACGACAACAUCAACAACAGUUACUCACCGCGAGAGGACGACUACGAAGACCCCACGUUGUGCUUCCCGCCCGGUGACGCUUUGGAUGACGCUGCCUUUGAGAAGAAGAUCAUCUCCGAGCUGGUUCACAACAACCUGAGGCCUCGCCGGCCACCACCACAAAACCAAACCAGCUCAAAAUGCCCCCCAGCGUCUGACAGCAGCCUCCGGGGUCUGCAGGAAACCUUAGACGUGGCUGUCGGGAUUAGAAACCGGAGUGAAGAUGAUGCCAAAAUUGCCGACACCUCCGUUUUGCCACCUUCCUCUAGCCACCCGGCCCUAGAGCUUCUUCUCCUUCAUCCAAACGACCGGGAGGCCCUCGAAUCCCCACUUUUGCCCCAACAAACUCAUUCGCUUCUUUACAGCGCUCAAAAGGCAUCCCAACAGGCUGUCAAACUGCAGAAGGACUGCAGAAAGAGAGAAGAGGAUGAGGAGAGCGCGAAAGAGUUAGACAACACACCCUCUCCAAAUAACAGGGACUCAUUGUACACAAGCAUGCCCAAUCUCAGAGACUCUCAGUCCUCUGACUCCCCCGACCUUGUCAGCGGACAGGAUGAGGGUUCUCCUUGCUCAUCCGCCCAAAGUGAAACUGAGGAACAAUGCUACAAGAGCUUGCCCGACCUGGGAGAUGGGACUCAACCACUUUCCUACUAUCAGAUUAGCCGUCGAGGCACUAGCGAGGGCUGUAUUGGCCCCGGGCUCCCCGAGGGAGAAGUCUCUAGUGAUGGACAGAUGCAGCUCAUCACCAGCCUCUGAGCCAAGAAUGUUCCCUUUCCUUCGUUUUAUUCUUUUGCUUCUCCCAUCCACAGACAACACUAAGACAGGACUGGUCAAUGGCACAAUGAAUUGUUUUAUAGUAAUCGAACUGAUGGUCAAUCAAACUGCUCGAAGUGAGCAGAAAGUGUCAAGACUGGCAUCAUCAUCAUCAUCUGCCAAAAGAUUUGUACAGUAUAUAUAUAUAAAAAAGAAACAUGCAAACAAUGUCUCAUUUUUGUAGGACUUUGUAAACUCUCCCAGCCUGUUUGCAGGUGAAUCCUCCCUUCUUUGAAAUACAGAAAAGACUAUGAUACAGAAAAUGAAAAGAAUGAAUAAAUAUCCCAGACUCAGGCCUUAUAUUUUCUCUAUUGCACAAAUAGCUGUUGUACAAAUGACAACUAAAGAAAAUCUAUUUUGCAGUACCAGGUGUUAAAAAAAAACAGCCACCACAUCUCCACUUGUGAAUGAUGUUUUCGGUUAUGGAUUGUAUAAUGGAGGUUGUAUUUUGAAAAUGUAAAUAUACAAAAAGGAGCUUCCUUGUUUUUUUUUUAGCUUAAAGGAAGUUGUGUCUUGCACAAAUUUGAAGUGAAUUUGAUUUUUAAAAAAUGCUUUGAAUUUGUCAGGGAUCUAUUACAUUAAUGUGUGUCAACACAAUGUCUUAAAAACAUAUCUCAGUAUUUGGCACUAAAUAAUUUAUUAUAUGAAGUAUGGAAUAAAAAAGGGUUGGAACGAAAGUGGGUGUGAUGUAAAUGUUGAUACUCACUUCGGUCUUUUUUUAAAACUCCAUUGUCAUUGCAGAUGUACAUUCAACUCUUGUUUGAUAUUGAAUAAAUGUGAUGAUUUUUUCUUGUUUGUAGAUA